Messenger RNA from Rosa rugosa (rugosa rose), 2003 nucleotides. RefSeq names its product tRNA A64-2'-O-ribosylphosphate transferase. The record is from RefSeq and is a predicted model, not a curated record. Gene Ontology annotation, molecular function: tRNA adenosine(64)-2'-O-ribosylphosphate transferase activity. Gene Ontology annotation, biological process: charged-tRNA amino acid modification. Gene Ontology annotation, cellular component: cytoplasm. Lineage: Eukaryota; Viridiplantae; Streptophyta; Magnoliopsida; Rosales; Rosaceae. The coding region runs from base 129 to 1742 and encodes 537 amino acids. The transcript is spliced from 7 exons.
ACACGACCACCCUUUUUUAGUUAAGUUCCCAGUUUCACUGUCCCAGCCGCCAAAUCAGAAACCAACCCUUUUCCGGCGAAAACUAACGAACAGAAAAACAGAACCAGUACUCCCUCUCUCUCUCUCUCAUGGAAGACGACGAGGAUACGCGUCAGCUGAGCAUAUACAGAGCCGCCAGAACCAUAAAGCGCAGGGACAACACCCUCUACAACGCCCUCAGAUCCAUCUACGACGACUCUGUCUUCGUCGGCGAGAUCUUCCAGCUCUGGCCCGACCUCCCUCUCCUCGCCAACCUCCGAUGUGGCCUCUGGUACUCCCGAAAGUUCCACGCCACGUGUUACUUCAAGUCCACCGACGGCCACAACAACAACUGGUCCUUCAACACGUCCCGGCUCAACCUCCACGUCGCUCAGCUCGCAGGACAGAAGGGCGGGUGUUUUAUUGUGGAUGCAACUAGGAGAGGGAAGCGGUUUCCGGACAGCAUGUCGAAGACGAUUCCGAUUUGGACUUGCGUUUUGAACCGUUCGAUUCAAAACCAUAGAGAAAGAAUGCGGCAGAGUGCUCUGGUUAAUGAUGGGCUGAGUUUAGAAAACCACAAGGAGCCAAGUACUUGUGAUGAAUAUUAUGGAGAUACAAGACAGAUGCCUAUUGAUUGGGAUUGUUCCUUGCAUCUUCCACUUUGGGUGUCUGGAACAGAGAGAGCUUCUAUCGAGAAGCGGGUAGAAGAAUGGACUCAACAGUUGGAUGCAAGUGGAGCUGAUAUUAGCUCUCUUGCUUCUUGUUUAAAAAAGCCUUUACGCCCUCUAUGGAUAUCACAGAAAACUGUCAUUUGGUUGAAUGAAGUUCCAGAUCAUGAGUCCUGGGAUUUCACACCUAUCAUUCUUGUUUCUGCCUCAUCCCCGAGUGGUGUUGUGCAACGCAGGAUUAGUUCAGAAUUUAGCUGGAAUUAUAUACCAGGAGCUGGUGAUGAUGAAGAAAGUUGGGCGAGGGGUUUAACACCUAGUCUUUUCUGGAAUUGUGCCUAUGAUGUUAUAAAUGCAGGUCCUGAAAUGUGUAAUCAGAUGGUGGCUGAUAUAGUUGAGAAGGAUAGAGUGUAUCGUGCUCGAAGGGGACAGGAUGCUCCUCAGGUCACUGUUAAGGCUCCAAAUCUGUUACCAAGCUCGGAUCAUCGGUUGAGGGACAAUGAUGAGUCACAAUUAGCUGUGGAUCUUGCAAACUUUAAUAUCGAUCGUAAUUCUUCUGAUGAAGAUUGUGCUAUAUCUUGGCUUGGUUUGACUAACCUUGCUGUAGGCACAUCUCAAAACGCCGGAGUAUCUAAAGUUGACUGCAUAUUAAAUUGUGAUAAGGAGUCUAUCUCUGCUGAUCCUAAAGCAUAUUUACAUCUUCCUAUGGUGACAUCAAAGUUUGAUCGCUUCUCCUUGUUAAAUAAUCUCCCUUCUGCGGUAAACUUUGCAAAGUUGAACCUCAGCCAAGGGAAGACACUUCUAAUUUGUUGCGAUAAUGGGGAAGAUAUCAGUGUAUGCAUCUGUCUGGCAAUCUUGACAGCACUAUUUGAUGAAGAAGGAACCUUCGAUGGUGGAAACUUCUUCAGUGACACAUGCAUUACCAAGUUAGAAAUGCGGAGAAGACUCAUUACUAUCUGCAAAUAUGUAGUAAAUGCCAGGCCAUCAAGAGGGAAUCUGAAGCAGGUUUUUAACUUUCUUAGUGGUGGAAGAGCUGGUUCGACAAACAUGCCUACGUAGGCCUUCACUUUUGCAGGAAUCCUAACAGCUGAUGACGAAUACUCUCAGGAUUAGCUACUCGAAUACAUUACAAAAAUUUUUUGCUGAAAUUAUGCAAGGUACAGGCUCUCUUGGCUAUGGCAAAGCAAUUAUGCUCAUUGAUGCCAUUCUGUUGUAACAUUAGUGUGAGGGAGAAAACUGAGGCAUGGAAUUUGUAUAAAACGAGCAAGCAUUCCUUGGAACGAAGGAAAGGAACUUGAACAAUAAACAAGCUUUGUGGCA